AUGGUGGCCACCAAAGGGCUGAACUUAUCAGCGCUGCGGCGCGUCCGGGGACUUUGGAAGGAGGAGCUUCAAUCGGUGACCUUGACUGAACUCUGGGGCGGCCAAACUGCUGAGCGAGACGAGGCCGGUUGCCUCCACCUGGCGCGGCAGACUCAAUACCAGCUGAAGGUGCGCAUGGGUCAUCGGCUCCAAGACUUCCUGUUCCUGCCCUACAAGGCCAUGGCGGAUCCGGCUGUGCGAACCUUGUACAGCAAGUAUGUCAAUGCCUACACCAUCCAUGAGGACUUCGACGAUUUGAGACGGCCUGAAGAUGUUGCAAAGUACUGGGUGGCCCUUGCUGAGAUCUUUGAAGAGAAUCAAAACGUGACCUCCCUCCUGGGCAUGGCCAGGCGGAGAAUCAUCCGAUUGGAUCCGGGUUUGGCCCCGACCUUUGACAACUUCGUCUCCAGUUUCUUGGUGUCGCGGAUUGGGACGCACUUGCUGGGUUCGGCAUUCUUUCAACAGGUGCCGACGCCUUCAGGGGGAAAGAAACCCGCAGGUGUGGCCAUGGGUGUACUGCAACCGACCAGUCCAGCGAGUUUACUGGGAGCUUUGGUGGAAUCAUUCAAGGGUCAGCACCCAGAGUUCGCAGUGCCGGUUGACAUCCAGGGCAACACCGAAACCUCGAUCCUCUACAUCCCUGGACACCUUCGUGGCAUUUUGCGGGAGGUCCUUCACAACGCUAUGAGGGAGACUGCCAGCAAUGCAGAGGUGUCUGGUGUGCAGCCAGCACCGGUCAAGGUGCGUAUCAACCAUGGCCAGUUGGGUGUCUUCGUGGUCAUCUCUGAUGAAGCCGGUGGCAUCGCAGACAUCGGCGAUGUGUGGAGAUGGGGAGAGGACCCAGCGAUUGUCAUGCAAGAUGCUGAAGAUAGCGAAGACGAGUGGGAGGACCCAGAAGCCUUGAUGGCCAAGGCCCAGGUCGCCAAGGCCACCAUGCGAUUGCCCUUGGGUUUUGGUUUGCCGUUGGCCAGGCUGACCGCCAGAUACUUUGGAGGUGACCUGCGGCUUCAAACACUGUUGGGACAUGGUACCAAUGCGUACAUCCACAUCCCAGAGCUUCAGCACGACGGCCACUUCGGAGUGUCGGACGGCGAUCGCGGAGCGCUGAAAAUCGGAAAAAAAAACGUCGCAGCAGCAACCAGGGUCCAAUAUACCCUGAUUAAUGGGGAUCUAAUGGGGUUUUAUGGUGCUUAA
This is a messenger RNA of Cladocopium goreaui, 1233 nucleotides long. NCBI's taxonomy places the organism in Eukaryota, Dinophyceae, Suessiales, Symbiodiniaceae. The record is from the annotation of a GenBank genome assembly.